Messenger RNA from Symsagittifera roscoffensis, 2082 nucleotides. RefSeq lists its product as uncharacterized. The transcript has 6 exons. The coding region runs from base 36 to 2009 and encodes 657 amino acids. Lineage: Eukaryota; Metazoa; Xenacoelomorpha; Acoela; Convolutidae. The record is from RefSeq and is a predicted model, not a curated record.
GAAUUCUCGUGCCGCCUCGCCUCAGCUCGGCUCUAAUGGUCUCUUUCGAAGCAAAUGACGACUUGACACCGGUGUCGAUCUUUUUCACUCCCGGUCGUCAUGUUUCGAUUCUAUCUGCAAUAUCAAAUGAUCGGUUUGAGAAAACGGACUUUGAGGUUGAAGACAAAACACUGAUUGCGAGCCUCGGUACUGUCUCGAACUUCGCAGAUGACGAUUAUGAUUUGAAUUUGGAUGCAAACGCACUGGACAUUAACGUAGCUUGGCGCAUUUCUGACACGGCAGUAUCUGGGUUCCAUGAAAUCACCAUUUCUGCGAAUGACUACAACGCUACGUCAUAUAUAGACAUACAAAACACUUCUAGUGGAGCUGCACAAAUAUGCCCACAAUUUUCGGAAUACAUUUCAAUACAUUCUGACGAUUUGAACAAAACUGGAUUUACGAAAGAAGAUAUUAAAAUUUUUUCCCGAAUAGCAAUUUCAAACUGUUAUGUGAAAAAUCUAGAAGUUCACUUCAGAUUGGAGAAUUCGUCACACUUUUUGAUGAUCAAGCGGAUAUUUAUUUCCAAAUUUGGAAGAAACCUUGAGCGAACUAAGACGAAGUCUGAAUUUUUUUCGUCUCACGGCGAUUCAAGGUCACCUGAUUACGUAAGACUGGAUCUCGGGGAUGUAUACAAUACAAAUGCAUAUUGCUCUGGAAAAGAAUUUAUGUGUGGGAAAAGCGAAAACGAAAUUGAGGUCACAAUGAUUGUGACCUUUUUGGAUCAUCAGGAGCUACAAAACAUGCAACAGUUCCCGUUCAGUUUGGAUUACAGGGGGGAUACUCUGUUCAAAAGUGAAAGUGGGAUCAUCAAUUUUGAUUUCGAUCCAUGGGCGACACCCAAAAUCUGCUCGACAGCCCAAGUAGUUGCGGAUACUUACCCUGUUCAAGAAGACGGAAAAUUCAUCGUGAACUUCGAUAUGGAGCACUGCCAAAACUCCAGAGCCGCCGCCAGAGAUCCCAGUAUGGCUCUCAUAACGCCACACUAUGUCCAUUUAGAGUCCUACUUCCAUUUUUCGACCACUGAUGAAAAUAUUUUCUGCCAAUUCGACAAUAUCAGCGCGUUUGUCAAUUGCACCGGCAAUUGGAAUCUUCUAGACACUAUAAGUUUCACAAUACAUGUGAAAGUUGAUGCUGACAAGAUGCCGUUAACUUCUCGCGACUACUUGGCCGAAACGUUGUACUGCGUCGAAUAUAGGCAAUUUAUUAGAAAUGAACUCAGUUCAAUUUAUUCUGACGAAUACCAGUUUUUUGAAAAGUGCGACUCAGUUUCGAUCUCUAUUUUUCGUUCGCCACAGGGAUGCGACGAUGUGGUCGAUCUUUCAACUUUUGAAGAAUGCCAAAUCAGAACUUCCUCCGAUAUGUUCAUUAAAAGGUCAGGCUUGACGGCAUUUUUCACUAACUUACAACCCGGCUGGCUUAGUAACUCAUGGGGUGGCGUUCAGUACAUGAAAAUUGGACUGAAAGCCGAGUAUAAAAUAACUGGAAUUCGGAUCCGAGCAGAAGACAACGUGAAUUGCUUCUUCAUUAAAGUGAGUUUUGAGGGCACGUUAUGGUCGCUGUUCGAAGACAAACUCGGCCACUCUGUUUUCUGUGCGAACCAAUCAGAACUGGUUGAUGUGGAUGGUCUAUCGGCUCAUUACUUUAAGUUCACAGAUUUGCAGACUCGCUAUAUAGGAAUUUUUGUGACCGACUACACUGGAGAUGUGAAUGCUGUCACGAUGCGAUUGGAACUCAUGGGAUGUAUGGAAUCAAAUACGUUCUCAUUGUCAGAGAUCUGUGGGUCGAAGCGAACUCUGGACGAGGCGCAACUGGGUUCGAUCCUCUGUGACCACUUCAACCACAGACUCUACAUAUGUAGAGUAGACCUCGACAAAGAGCUGCAUGUUUGCUACACCGGUGAUUACUCAUCCUCGACUGGGCGGGGGCGGGGGGAGUUUCUUGGAGACAGGUUCACAAUGUGCGCAAUGUGAUUGGCUUCUCUCCCUCGGCCAACACGGCUCUACGCCAUUUCUCGAUCCGGCACUGCAUAUGUUAGCAGCCAGG